Molecule: messenger RNA, 954 nt
Organism: Acanthosepion pharaonis
Lineage: Eukaryota; Metazoa; Mollusca; Cephalopoda; Sepiida; Sepiidae
Source: the annotation of a GenBank genome assembly
AUGUUUCUUUUUUUAAUUCUUGAUUUGUUCUUUCUUUCUUUCGUUCUUUUUUUUUUCUUUCUUUCGUUCUUUUUUCUUUUUUUCUUAAACAUUUCUAAAUCUUAUCAUAUUUUUUCUUUCUUUUCAUUUCUACAUUUGAUCAUAUUUUUUCUUUCUUUCUUUCUUUCUUUCUUUCUUUCUUUCUUUCUUAAAUAUUUCAAGUUCUCAUCAUCUUUCUUUCUUUCCUAUAAGAAACUCGAUGUGUGUUUUCCUGUUCUAUCUAUCUAUCUAUCUAUCUAUCUAUCUAUCUAUCUAUCUAUCUCAGUAGAUUCCAAUCUAUCUAUCUAUCUAUCUAUCUAUCUAUCUAUCUAUCUAUCUAUCUAUCUAUCUAUUUUCGGUUUUGCACUUUGCAACACAGGUGGAGUCGCUUUCUUUAUAUUUUUUCAUUUUUCUUCUUCUUUCCUUUUGAGUGUCUUUCCCUCCUCUAAAUCUUCACUUUUUUCUUUUCUCACCUUCUUCUUUUACUUUUUCCAUUUCUCUCCUUAUUUUUGUUGUUUUUUUAUUUUCUCUCCUACUUUUUAUCUUUCUCUCUUUUUUAGUUUAUUUUCAUCUUUUUCCCAUGUUAUCCCCUUUUAUUUUGCCCUUCUUUUUAGUUUCUUUACCUUUUCUUCCUUUUCUUUUUCCCCUUCUAAAUUAUCCUUUUUUCUCUCCUUUAUAGUUUCUCUUACUCCUUUUCCUUUUUCUCUUUUUAUUUUCCCUUUUUCUCUCCACCUUAUUUUCCACACUUUCAUUUUUCUUUUCCUAUUUUAUUUUUCUGUCUUCUCCCCUUCUUCUCCUCUCCUUCUUAUUUUUCCUUCCUUAUUAACUAUUUUUCUUACUUGUUAUUUUCUUUUUCUUCUUUUCUUUCCUCUUCUUUUUUUUACCAUUUUUCUUCUCUCCUUUCUGUUUUGUCUGUCUUUUUCUCGCACCGUAUAA